AUGUUUAGCACUCAACACAAACCAAACCCACUAACUACUUUCCCCUCAGAGACCCUCACCCUUUAGUAGACUAAGGGGCUGAAUUUUCCGGUGAGAAAUGACCAGUUAUGGUGGCGGCCCCUCCUGGGGCCGUCUUUGGCCUCAAUUGGCUGUGGCAUUGGCUCUGGUUCUUGUUUCAAACAGUGUAGGUUCAGUUUAUGGGGAUGCUUAUUCUUAUUAUUCUCCACCUCCUCCUCCUUAUGAAUAUAAGUCCCCUCCUCCACCUUCUCCUUCUCCUCCUCCACCUUAUGAGUACAAAUCCCCACCACCACCUUCUCCUAAACCUCAAUAUGAGUAUAAGUCACCACCACCACCAUCUCCUUCUCCACCACCACCUUAUGAGUACAAGUCUCCACCACCUCCAUCUCCUAAACCUCAAUAUGAAUACAAGUCUCCUCCGCCACCAUCUCCAUCUCCACCACCCCCUUAUGAGUACAAGUCACCACCUCCACCAUCUCCAUCUCCACCACCUCCUUAUGAGUACAAAUCUCCACCCCCACCUUCUCCUAAGCCUCAUUAUGAGUAUAAGUCACCACCACCACCUUCCCCAUCACCACCACCACCUUAUGAGUACAAAUCUCCACCACCACCAUCACCUAAGCCUCAUUAUGAGUAUAAAUCUCCUCCACCACCCUCUCCUUCUCCACCACCACCUUACUAUUACAAGUCACCACCACCUCCAUCUCCAUCACCGCCUCCACCAUAUUACUAUAAAUCUCCUCCACCUCCUUCGCCAUCACCCCCACCUCCCUACUACUACAAAUCCCCUCCACCACCAAAGCAUUCUCCUCCUCCACCUUAUUACUACAAGUCACCACCACCACCUUCACCAUCUCCUCCACCACUGUACUAUUACAAGUCCCCACCUCCACCCUCACCAUCUCCUCCUCCUCCAUAUUACUAUAAAUCCCCACCACCUCCCUCGCCAUCCCCUCCGCCACCAUAUUAUUAUAAGUCACCACCUCCACCCUCACCAUCUCCUCCCCCUCCAUAUUACUACAAGUCCCCACCACCUCCUUCACCAUCACCUCCACCACCAUACUAUUAUAAAUCUCCACCACCACCACCAAAAUCACCAGCACCAGUGCCAUAUUACUACAAGUCUCCACCACCACCCUCACCAUCUCCUCCCCCUCCUUAUUAUUACAAGUCUCCUCCUCCCCCUUCACCAUCUCCUCCCCCACCAUACUACUACAAAUCUCCACCACCACCCACAAAAUCACCAGCACCAACACCAUACUAUUACAAGUCACCACCACCGCCCAAGGCUUACCCACCUCCAUACCACUACACUUCUCCACCGCCACCUAAAGCUCAUCCUCCUCCAUACUACUACACUUCUCCACCACCACAUGUCCCUUACCCCCAUCACCAUCAUUUGGUAGUGAAGGUGGUAGGAAAGGUGUACUGCUACAGAUGCUAUGAUUGGGAUUAUCCUAAGAAGUCACACGACAAGAAGCAUCUCAAAGGUGCUGUAGUGGAGCUGACAUGCAAGGUAGGCGAGAAAGAGAUUAAGGCCUAUGGCGAAACCAAGAUCAACGGCAAAUACAGUAUCACCGUGGAGGGCUUUGAUUAUGGCAAAUAUGGAGCCGAGGCUUGCAAGGCCAAGCUCUACAAGGCACCCAAGGGCUCACAGUGCAACAUCGCAACUAACCUCAACUGGGGUAAGAAGGGUGCCAAUCUCAAGGUGAAGUCCAAGACCGAGGAUGAAGUUGUGCUCUAUGCUAAGCCAUUCGCUUAUGCUCCUGAGACCCCUUACGAGGAGUGUGAGAAGCCCAAGCCUACACCCGCUCCUUACUAUUACACUUCUCCACCACCUCCUCCUCCCACUUACAUCUACAAGUCACCACCUCCCCCACCACCAUACAAGUCACCUUACUACUAUAAAUCACCACCUCCUCCAUCUCCAUCCCCACCACCUCCCUAUUACUAUAAAUCUCCUCCUCCACCAUCACCUUCUCCUCCUCCACCUUAUUACUACAAGUCACCUCCCCCACCAUCACCAUCACCUCCUCCUCCUUACUACUACAAGUCACCACCGCCACCAUCUCCCUCACCACCACCUCCAUACUACUACAAAUCUCCUCCUCCACCAUCACCAUCUCCUCCUCCACCAUAUUACUACAAGUCACCACCACCCCCAUCUCCCUCACCACCACCUCCAUACUAUUACAAAUCUCCUCCCCCACCAUCGCCAUCUCCUCCUCCACCCUACUACUAUAAGUCUCCACCACCACCCACAAAAUCACCAGCACCGGAACCAUAUUACUAUAAGUCUCCACCACCUCCAUCACCCUCUCCUCCACCCCCAUACUAUUACAAGUCUCCUCCCCCACCAUCACCAUCUCCUCCUCCACCCUAUUACUAUAAGUCCCCACCACCUCCAUCUCCAUCACCACCACCACCAUAUUACUACAAGUCUCCCCCACCACCCUCACCUUCACCACCGCCACCUUACUACUACAAGUCUCCACCACCACCAUCACCAUCCCCACCACCUCCCUACUAUUACAAAUCCCCACCACCACCAUCGCCAUCUCCUCCACCACCAUACUACUACAAGUCACCCCCACCACCAUCGCCAUCGCCUCCUCCACCAUAUUACUACAAGUCCCCACCUCCACCAUCACCAUCGCCUCCUCCUCCAUAUUACUACAAGUCCCCACCUCCACCAUCUCCAUCCCCUCCACCUCCCUACUACUACAAAUCUCCUCCACCACCAUCCCCAUCACCCCCUCCUCCAUACUAUUACAAAUCCCCACCUCCCCCUUCACCAUCACCUCCUCCCCCCUACUACUACCAUUCACCUCCUCCACCCGUGAAAUCACCUCCUCCCCCAGUUUACAUUUAUGCCUCUCCACCACCACCAACUCAAUACUAGGCUCAAAAAGCUCAGUCACGUACCAAAAUGGAUCAUAUUUUAGUUUCAGCAAUGUAAUAAAGGAAGGCUCCAAGAGGAAAAGAUGUGGAUAUCAAGCUUCUAAUCCAAGUCCAUUCAUUGAGGAUCUGAAUUUUGCAUUAGUGAGCUACAACUUUAAUAACUCAAGCCAGAAUGCUUUGAUUUCUUCUAUGGCCUUCUUGCAUCUCCUGUUCAUAUUAUGUUCAAGUAAAAAUGGCUUCAAAGGUUUACUUCUGCAAGGCAAAAUAAUUAGGAAGUGAAAUUAGAUAUGGGAGGCUUGGAUUUGGAAGCAACGUUUCAAUUUGGUUUUUAUUUAUUCAUUUCUAAUUUAUUAUUGUAUGUAUAGCGUACAGCCUUUGUUGUUUCGAUUAGGGCAUCUCUCUAUUUAUUGUGAGCAAUUCUUUCUUGGGCCUUCGUGUGCUUUGUGCACUGAGAUUGUUAACAAUAAAACAAGGCAACUUUCUGCCACAAAUUUUACUUGUUUCUCUA
Molecule: messenger RNA, 3427 nt
Organism: Hevea brasiliensis (rubber tree)
Lineage: Eukaryota; Viridiplantae; Streptophyta; Magnoliopsida; Malpighiales; Euphorbiaceae
Product: extensin-2
Exons: 3
Coding region: 98-2920 (940 amino acids)
Biological process (GO): plant-type cell wall organization
Molecular function (GO): structural constituent of cell wall
Source: RefSeq, a predicted model, not a curated record